Molecule: messenger RNA, 1837 nt
Organism: Lampris incognitus (smalleye Pacific opah)
Lineage: Eukaryota; Metazoa; Chordata; Actinopteri; Lampriformes; Lampridae
Gene: pgfb
Product: placental growth factor b
Exons: 8
Coding region: 176-874 (232 amino acids)
Biological process (GO): positive regulation of endothelial cell proliferation; sprouting angiogenesis; induction of positive chemotaxis
Cellular component (GO): membrane
Molecular function (GO): vascular endothelial growth factor receptor binding; chemoattractant activity; growth factor activity
Source: RefSeq, a predicted model, not a curated record
UCUGCGAGUCGAGUUGUAUAGCAGCAGCCGGGCUUUGUGUUGCUCUCUGACGCAGCGGCUUGCAACGCUCUUUUGGCGAGGACGACCCCUUUUUUUCGAGGCUUCUGGAAAGGCUGCUGAGAGUUCCCUUCUUGCAAACCCUUUGCGCCCGAACGAGCUCCGCAGAUCGAUAUCCAUGACACUCAACGGGCAUGCGAGACUUUUAGGCUAUGCGUUCAGAAAUCCGGAGGGACGGAUGACAGACCCGCGUCUUCUGGAAGUUCCCUGUCAGCAUCUCUUCUCCGAAGUUUUUGGACUUUUUUGGCGGAUUCAGUUUAAUUUCAUUUGUUAUCUGUUUGAGCUCAGGGGACUCUCCCUCUUCAGUACUCGCCGGCUUCCCGAGAUGAAGCUCUCCGUUGUCAUCCCGGUUGUGGUGGCGCUUCAGCUGCAACUCUCACCUGCCCAGAUUUUACCCUCAACAAGUUUAAACACUACGUCUGAAGUGGUGAUGUUCCAGGAAGUGCUGGGUCGGAGCUUUUGCCGGACGAUUGAGAAGCUAGUGGAGGUGGUGCAAGAGUACCCUGGCGAGGUGGAGCACAUCUACAGCCCCUCCUGUGUGCCCCUGGUGCGCUGUGCAGGCUGCUGUGGAGACGAGAACUUGGAGUGCCAGCCCACCCAGACCACAAACGUAACUAUGCAGCUGUUGAAAAUUAAGCCGGCAGAGCAGGCUGAAGAAUAUGUUGAGAUGACAUUUGUGGAGCACGAGACAUGUAAAUGUAGAAUAAGGAAGCCCACUGUCAAGGUCGAACGGAGAAGACAGAAAGGAAGAGGGAAGAAGAGGAAGGAGAGGCAAAGAAUGAAAGAGUGUGACAGGUGCCAGAACCCUCGCAGGUAACUGUGGUGGCAGGCCUGCCCCCUGUCGCUACAUGGCUCACUAUUUCCAGCCCAGUGACAGCAUCACGAGUCUUCCUAGGUCAUCAACCAGUACAGCAUCUGUCUGCACAAUAGACUCAAAAAGCUGUUGUCCUGGCGAAAGGCCUUCCUGCUGACAGGGAGAGCAAUUUAAUCAAGGUUCAACAGGAAGUGCCACUGAUUGGUGGAAACAGCUCCGUUACACACCUGACACAAUGGACGUCCCUGGGAGCCGGUGCAAUUAAGGACCAUACAGACUGAAAACAAAACUGACGCCUUUUCUAUUGUUACAAGAUAUUAUCGGCUAUUGUUAUUAUUAUUUUUUUUCUGUCUCCUUUAUAUUUAUAGCUGGACACUACUUUUUAAAAAUGUGUAUUUAUUGAUACAGCUAAAUAUUCUUUGGAAGUACAACCAGGGGAAAGUUUGUGAUCCUUCUUCCAAACUUUAUCCGGGACCAAUAGAAUGACUUUUCUCGCUCUGACUGUAUAGCAUGGCCUUUCAUUAGUAGGCGAUUGCAUUGUAUUGUGCAACGCUAUGAUGGAAUGUCUCCCUCUAGUGUUGGAAACAGUGUACAUACUGGUCCUUAUGCAAAAAAACCACUACUGUUCUCGCACAAUCUAUGAAGAAAAUGUCAGGUAACGCUGUUUUCAACGGUCGAUUAAAAUAUGUACUGAAGGAAAUUAGGACCACUUUUAUGCCGUCUACCUAUCUAUUGAGAACAUUACUGAAGCACGUUUGAUAGUUGUCCAUGAUCCUCCACGCUGCCCCUCCACAGGCCACGACGGGAGACUGGUUGAAUGGUUUGAUAGUCUCCAUGGUCGGACAAACCAAAAACACUAUUAACUAUCAAACGGGAAGAGUAUCAUUUAAGAUGUGUGUCCAAAGACUUUUAUGUGUAUAAAUAAAUAAAUGUUAUUAGUUAAUAAUAAAAGGUAUAUUAAAUUGU